Scheffersomyces coipomensis is the source of this 1722-nucleotide messenger RNA. RefSeq names its product ubiquitin-binding ESCRT-I subunit protein (gene VPS23). Lineage: Eukaryota; Fungi; Ascomycota; Pichiomycetes; Serinales; Debaryomycetaceae. Gene Ontology annotation, biological process: protein transport; endosome to lysosome transport; protein modification process. Gene Ontology annotation, molecular function: ubiquitin binding. Bases 1 to 1722 code for a protein of 573 amino acids. The record is from RefSeq and is a predicted model, not a curated record. Gene Ontology annotation, cellular component: ESCRT I complex. The transcript has a single exon.
AUGUCACAACAAUUACCAGGACAAGUGGCCAAUUGGCUAUAUAAUGUGUUACAGCCUCAAUAUACUCACAAACAAUUGGCAUAUUCUCAUAUCUAUCAAUUCCUACAAUUCCAUUUCAAACAGAACUUUAACUUCAAAAUAAGAACUAACGUAUAUACAUCCAAUGAUUCAGGUCAAUCAGCGUUAUUAAUCAAUUUAUUCGGUUCUAUAGUGGUUAAUAAUGAUUUGGAAAUCCCAGUCGAAAUAUGGAUUCCUUUAAAUUAUCCAUUUGUGGAUCCAAGACAACCUACAACUCAAAUUAAUAAUGGUACUCCAUUAGUAUUUAUUAUACCUGAUCAUACUAAACAAUUAUAUUUAAAACCAGGAAAUCAUGUCGAUUCACAAGGGAGAUUCUAUCAUCCAUAUUUGGCAAAUUGGCAACGAGAUUGUUCAUUAACUCAAUAUCAACUGAAUCAAGAAUCGUUAGCCCAAUUUAAUUUAAUUUCUUUAAUCAAUAUUAUUCAUCAAUGUGUAUUAGGUGAUCCUCCUAUAAGUCCACAACCAUCGGCAGUUAUCUCUCCUAAUAUCACUGGAAUCAGUGCUGGUGGUCCUCCCAUACCACCAAAACCAGCUAGAAUACCAUUGAAUCAAGAUCAACAUAUUGUUGAAUCUCCUCCAGUGUCACAACAAAAUAGUGGUACUACUCGAUUACCACCUCAAACUACAGGUCCACCUUUACCUGCUAAGCCAGGUAAAGUUUCUAUGUCAUCUCCAACGAGAGAAAAUUCAAUUCCUUUAAAGUAUCAAGCUCCAUUACCAUUGCCAACAGAACUGGCUUCUGUUAGACAAGGACAAACUGAACCUCAGCAACCACCGCCACCAGUUUCAAUUCCAAUACCGCAACAACAGUAUCCCCAACAAGUACAACCACAGCAAUUCUAUCAAAAUCAACCACCAUAUCUGGCCAUAUCACCACAACCAACUCAUAUUCAAAGACAGUAUUACCAAAGAGAACAUCCAACUCAUUAUAGUUCUCCGGCUCCAGCUCAACAAUAUCCUGUUCAAGCAGGAUAUUACUCAGAAGUAUCAUCUACUCCUCCUUCAAGAGUUGGUCAACUGGAAGUGGAUUUGAUGGAUAAUGAAGUACAGAAUGCUACCUCAAAUAAUCAAACUAACUUUCAAUCCAACAUUCAUAAGCAAUUAUUAGAAGAUUUAUCCCGAAAGAUUAAUGCAUUGUUGGAUCAAGAUUCAGUUAAUAUUGAAUUACCAAUUAUAAAUCAUAAUAUUCAAAAAGUAGAUGCAUUAUAUAAUCAAUUAACUCAUCAUUUCCAACAAGCGAAAGGAAAUCUGAAUAAUUUAGAAGAUCAUUUAACCUAUUUAACUCAACAAUUGAAUUCAUUAACGGGUUUAAAUCAAGAACUUUCAAAAUUAGAAACGUUAAACAAUCAAGAUCCUGCCAACGUAUGGCUUAAUCAAAACACAUCCAUCCCCCUUGAUGAUCUAAUAAUCCCUGAUUCUCCAUUAGUCAAACAAUUAUAUGAAACUGUAUCUGAAAUAAAAGCCAUUAAAGAUACUAUUGGAUUAAUCAGUGGUAAUUUUCUGAAUGGAUCAGAAAUCAUCAAUAAUAAUAGUAUUGACUUAUGUGUAAAGACAGUUAGAAAUCUUGGAAGAGAUUUAUUCUGGUUGGAAUUAACCAAACAAGAGAUUGCCAAUAAUAUCAUGGGAUUAUCGUCUCAUGAAUAA